Oncorhynchus nerka (sockeye salmon) is the source of this 1609-nucleotide messenger RNA. It is a transcript of the gene cplx4c, whose product is annotated as complexin 4c. The transcript is spliced from 4 exons. Gene Ontology annotation, biological process: regulation of neurotransmitter secretion; synaptic vesicle exocytosis; neurotransmitter transport. The coding region runs from base 174 to 665 and encodes 163 amino acids. The record is from RefSeq and is a predicted model, not a curated record. Lineage: Eukaryota; Metazoa; Chordata; Actinopteri; Salmoniformes; Salmonidae. Gene Ontology annotation, cellular component: terminal bouton; SNARE complex. Gene Ontology annotation, molecular function: syntaxin binding.
ACCCAGAUCCCCUCACCUUGACAGACAACAGCUUAUGGUGACACCAGGGAAAGUUAUACUCUACAGAACAACAACAUCAUCCCAGCUCUUCUUAAACUCUUCAAAUCAAAAAAACAUAUUUUUGCACUGAGCAGUGCUCCGCUGUAGUUCCGUAGCUCAUCAGUUGGUCCAGGAUGUCGUUCAUGAUGAAGGCCAUGUUGGGGAGUAAGUUGAAGGAUAUGACUGGAGGAGGAGGAGGAGGAGGAGGAGAGGUUGAGGUGCCAGCAGGCGAUGUGAAGGAGACCCCUGAGUCUAAAGGAAUGUCCAGAGAGGAGUUUGAGGACUACCAGCGACAGCUUAUAGAGGAGAAGAUGGAGCGGGACAAGGAGUUUGCCACAAAGAAGGCGGAGAGGGCCAACCUGAGGUCCUGCCUGCGGGACAAGUACCGCCUACCUGAGAGUGGCCAGGACGAAGCCAUGGUGAAGAUGGCGGGAGACGACCUGGAUCUCCCUGAGGACCUAGCCAAGAUGGUGGAUGAGGAUGAGGAGGAGGAGGCGGUGAAUGACUCACUACUAGGACAGCUACAUCAACUGCAGAACAUGGACAUGGACCAGCUGAAGACCAAAGCCCAGACCACCAUGACAGAGAUACAACAGGUGGCUGAGGAGAAGUGUGUCGUCAUGUGAAGAGUGAUCAUCAGACUUCUUCUACCCAUUGAUCUUUCUUCAGCAAUUAAGCAGUCCAUUGUGUGAACGCCUACGUCAAGUGGGAUUUACCCAACAAGCACCAAGCCUACGUCUUUGUUAUAAUUAUACAAUAUUGCAUGUUAAUCUUCACAGAACCACCUAAUCAUUCUGUUAUUCAGUUGCCUCAGAAAAUAUGAAUUGCUGAGGCGCUGUGAAAUCAUACUGUAUAAUGUUGCUAAUGACGAUCACCUCCUCUCUGUUCAACUUCCACACAGAAACAGAAUUAAUAGAAUAGACAAAGCCCCUCAGUCCACGAGUAUUUGACUGGUACACUCAAUAUGGCCGCCGGUCCACCCAUCACAAAAUGUUGACUUCAAUGGGAAUAUCUGUUCUAGUAAUUAUAUUUUUAUGCAUCCACAUCCGAAACGGUUGAAACAGAGUAUUUUGAGUAUUUUAACUUUCACACUAAUAAUUCUAUAUUAAACUGAUUAUGGCAGUAGGCCGAGAAUGGAAAAAGACAUAUAAACACCUUACUCUGCUUAUGUCAAUUGGCGUGAGGUCAAAAUCAAAGGAAGCAUACAUCGAUUUACAACACCUGGUUUUCUGAGCAUUCUUUCAAAUUGUUAGGACACAUAAACAGCUUAAUGGGCAUUCCAGUAGCAUUGCAGCUGUGUAUUUGAUCUGCUCAUGCACCGGUAGCACAAGCUUCCCUCUUAUGCACGAGUUAAGUGAGUUUCGGAAAUACUGAAAGUCUGCAUCUCAGAAGUAGUUUACACAUGCAAACUUUAUAUGUACAAACUCAGAAUCAAAUAGGCUUCGAAAAAAUGACAUGGUCACUGGGGUAGAACGUUUAUUUUGAUUCACGAUUUUCUGUAUUAAUAAAAGUCUCACGAGUAAACAGGAUUAUUAGGGAAAUCGUUUAUCCUCUAUGGGAUUGCUGCCCC